Molecule: messenger RNA, 510 nt
Organism: Aspergillus fischeri NRRL 181
Lineage: Eukaryota; Fungi; Ascomycota; Eurotiomycetes; Eurotiales; Aspergillaceae
Exons: 2
Coding region: 1-510 (169 amino acids)
Source: RefSeq, a predicted model, not a curated record
AUGGCCACUAUGGCUUUUGCAUCGGCUCAAGCAUGCGACAUCGUCCCUGCAGUCACGCAUACAUUCUAUGGAUUCCCCGACAAUGAUCCCCCCGGCCCUGCAAUCGCCUACGAUUGUGGUCGUGGCCUCACAGCCGGGGGUAUCGGCACGUCCGACGAUCCUCUGACCUUCGCCUCGGCCCCUGGCGAGUUCACGCAGUGCGAAGUCAUCUUUUCCCCGUAUCUACACAAGUACAUCCGGUUCGAGGAUCUUUGCUCUCAAUGCGCAGAUGAGUGGACCAGCUCUGGAAUGCAUCACAUCGAUAUCUGGACGGGCAGUAACACCACCGACGGAGGCCAGGACCAGAUCAACUGCGAAAUGAGGCUGACCCCGGCCGGCGACUUGUCCAUCGUGCGUAAUCCCAGCAUGGACCUGGCUGUUGAUGACACUCCGCUCUUUGUCCCUGACGGCAACCCAUCCUGCAAUGUUGACCACGUUUUCCCUAAUGAGAGUGCUGCAACCUUUUGUUAG